Molecule: messenger RNA, 1480 nt
Organism: Hyalella azteca
Lineage: Eukaryota; Metazoa; Arthropoda; Malacostraca; Amphipoda; Hyalellidae
Product: splicing factor YJU2-like
Exons: 1
Coding region: 62-1222 (386 amino acids)
Biological process (GO): mRNA splicing, via spliceosome
Cellular component (GO): U2-type catalytic step 1 spliceosome
Source: RefSeq, a predicted model, not a curated record
CAUGUAAAAUUAACAUUGUUGUAUUUUUGUUACAGAUUAGUUCAUCUUGAAGCUUUGAAAAAUGUCUGAAAGAAAAGUUCUGAAUAAGUAUUACCCACCCGACUUCGAUCCUUCAAAGAUCCCUAGAGUAAAGGGAUCGAAGAAUCGCCAGUUCACUGUCCGUCUCAUGGCCCCUUGCAACAUGAAAUGUUAUACGUGUGGCGAAUAUAUUGCAAAAGGAAAAAAGUUCAAUGCUCGGAAAGAAGACGUUGACAACAUGAAUUUUUUAGGCAUCAGAAUUUACAGGUUCUAUAUCAGGUGUCCUGGAUGCAUAUCAGAAAUUUCCUUCAGGACAGAUCCCGAGUCGACGGAUUAUGUGCUGGAGGCUGGAGCUCAUAGAAAUUUCCAGGCUCUGAAAUUAGCAGAAGAGCAGGCCGCUAGAGAAGCACAAGAGGCUCAGGAGGAAAUAGAGUCUAACCCAAUGUUGCUUCUCGAGAACAGAACGCAACAGUCGCAGUAUGAAAUGGAUCUCUUGGAGACAUUGGAAGACCUGAGAGAUCAGAACGACAGGCACGCCAGUAUUGACUUGGGUGCAGUUGCUGGAAAGUAUCAGAAAGAAAGAGAACUUACGGCUGAACAGAUCGACGAGCAGGAACGAAUGGAAGCCUUCAGUGCACUUGGAUACGAAAUGAUUGAAGGAAAACUAGUGAAGAGACUCAAAGAGGAAGACUUAAAAGACGAAUUACCAUCGAAGAAAAUGAAGGCCGAAGGAUCUUUAGGAUCAGAUUAUCUUACUAACGGGAACCCUUCGGAUGUGAAAAAGUCACAAAAUUCACUCAAAACUAAAUUGAGCGGUUUGGUCAAGAAGAAAACUCCAUCAACAAAACCGCCUAGUCAAAACAUUGGACAAAACCGAGGCUUUUUGUCAAGGAAUAAAUCAGUCGAUAUUCCUGAUAACGACAGACUAAAAAUGCCUCCCCCAUCUCACUUUCGUCGCAUUGUGCAAAGUAACGUUACCGCGGAAUCGAGUUCAUCUUCAGACAAUUCAGCACAUAUUGAUGGACCUGACGACAGCGGCAUUGUAAUAGACUCUAAUAAUUUUCCGACAUCAAGCUCUGGUGUUUCAAUAGAACAAGAUACUGGCGUUGGUUUAGCUACUGAUAGUUCUAAUAAGAACAAGUGCAGCAGCCUCACAUUGUUAGGUCAAUAUUCUGACUCCAGCUCAGGCUCAGACGAUGACUGAUGACAUUCAGUUAUGAUGCUUAUCCUGGCGUAGUUGAUCUAAUUUGAUAUUUAAUUAAUGAAUUUGAUGAUUCCCUCUUCAAAUCUAUUGGUGAAUGGGGAUAAAUGAUUUUAAAUCCUCAUGGCUAUGAGGAGAAUUUUUAUUGAAAUAAUCGUUAAUUUUCUUUGCGCUAACUAGUGCGGUCAUGAAUCAAACGCUAUUAAAUGGCACGAGUCUGACAUGUUUAAGAAUGAAAUAUUUGUCGGUGACGAUGUGAGA